GCUGGAGUAAAAGGUUAUUUUUUUGUUGUGCGCUGUGGCUGAAAGAAAAAAUCGCAGAGCCAGUGUUUUACUGGCGAUAUCAACUCCGAAACACCAGCAAAUAGUCGGGCACUUGCGGAGUAACCCACACUGAAGAUGGUACAAGUGGGCAACUGGAUGUGUAGCCUGCUUUUGCUGGCCACUUCGAUGGCGUCAGCAUAUGCCGACGUCACAACGCAAAACGCUCUGUUGGGUGGAACCAAGAAGCACAAGGAGACCAGCCCGGAUAGUUCAGUUGGCGGUGCUAUGUCGCCGACUCUGGUGUGCCACAAGAUGCUGAGGCACGUGUUCGAGAAUGCCACGCCGCGGGAUGAACAGCAGGCGGGAGUGUUCGAGGAGUACAAGCCCCCGGCGGACGCAGUGGAGCCCCUGGAGGAGGAGGCCUAUCUGUGGAACUGCCUGCAGGCGUGCUGCGAAAAGCCCCGCAAUGGCAGCAGUGCCUGCAAUGUGGUGCUCGUCUUUAAGGCCAAAUGCUAUCACAUCCGUUGCCACAGCAACGAGGGCUGCUUGCCCAAGCUUCGAGUUCGCAUGCCCAACGAGAAGGUUCAGAUGGUACUGGUCAAUCCACUGGGCGACGCCACCUGGCCACAGCUCCUCAAGGCAGAGGCAGCCAAACAGAAUGCCGAGAUCUUGCCAUACGAUGAAGCGGCACUUAACUUCUGGAAGCAGCCCAGAAGGUUGAGCUACCUGGCUCGUAAUCAGGAAACCCCCGUUUACGAGGACGAAGACUUCCCAUUGGCCGACAAGCGGAUGAAUCAAAUGAUCUUCCAGCCCGACGAAAACGAUGUUCUGGCCAACGAAGAGCUCGGCUACUAUGAUUCGAAUGCUAAGUUUACCACCUGCGACAUGGAGACACCUUGUCCACCACCGCAACAAUGUGUACCACUUCAGCCAAAUGCCGUGAGGGGAGUAUGCACCUGUCCGGAGGGCUUUGUGUGGAACAAACAGAGGAAGUGCGUAAUGGCAGCGGUUCCAUAUAGCUCAUAUCUCACCAGCAAUGAGGCGGGGCAGCAAGAAGCGGCUGCUAGCGAGAACUCACCGGAGGUAUCAGCACCGCCGUUGAAGGCUGAGCAGAAUAAGGAUAUUGUCGUCUCUGUGAUGUCCAAGGAAGUGCGUUUGCCGGAGCAGGAGGUGACCCUGGCGGCGUUUACGGUGCCCGAUGAGCAAACCAGUGAUACCAAGUACAAAUAUCUUUGGACUCUGAUCUCACAACCCAAGGGUCCCAUGAAUGGCACCAUUUCGGAUCAGAGCAAGUCCAAGGUGAAGCUAUCGAAUCUCUCGGAGGGACUGUAUACUUUUAAGGUCACCGUAACUGGGGACAAUGGAACCUUUGGCGAGGCAACAGCCAAUGUUACAGUGCUUCCAGAGAACCGUAUCAAUCAGCCACCACAAGUCAUCAUCUCGCCCAGGGAGCAGAUCAUCCGUCAGCCGACCACCAAUGCCAUACUUGAUGGCAGCACCAGCACGGAUGAUGAUAAGAUCACCAAUUGGCACUGGGAGGUCAUCUCGGGACCGAUUGGUUACCAACCAGUUUUGCCCGAGGUUAACACCCUCCAGUUGGAUCUCACUUCGCCAGGAAACUACACAUUCAAACUAACCGUAACCGAUUCCAAUAACGUGACCAAUUCAACCACUGCCACGAUAGCAGUGCUCAAAGAAACCGAUUACGCUCCGGUUGCAAAUGCCGGAGAUGCCGUGAUCUUGUAUUUGCCCAACAAUAACGUCACUCUGAAUGGAACAGCCAGUUCGGAUGAUCACGAGAUCGUUGCGUGGGAGUGGACCAAGGAUGCCAGCGACGAGGCCAAGGCUGUGGAUAUGCAGAACACAAGGACUCCCUAUGUUCAGCUGUCCAAUCUGGAGGAGGGCAUGUACACUUUUGUGCUGAAAGUCACCGAUGGCAGCGGGCAAUCUAGUACAGCUAAGGUCCAUGUGUUUGUGAAGCCACCCACGAAUUCUCCACCAGUUGCCGAGGCAGGAACCAAUACGACCACAAGCUUGCCCAUUAACUGGGUGCUUUUGAAUGGCUCCGAUUCCAAAGACGACAUUGGCAUCAAGAGUUAUUCAUGGAAGCAACGGAGCGGGCCCAAUAAUGCUGUCAUAUUGAUGUCCAACUCAUCAAUUGCCAAUGCCACUUCUCUUACCCUGGGACUCUAUGAGUUCGAGUUAACCGUCGCUGAUGAAAAUAAUAACACCGCUAUGGACACCACGUGGGUGAAGAUUGUCCAAGAACGCAACGCAGCUCCAAUAGCCAACGCCGGUGGAGAUCACACCGUCACCCUGCCGGCCACCGCCAUCUAUUUCAAUGGCUCCAAGUCCUGGGAUGACCUGGCUGUGGUCAAGUAUCUUUGGACACGCGACGAGCACAGUUUGGCAGCGGGCGUCAUUGUGGCAGAUACCGACAAAGAACCCGUGAUGAUUUUGACCAAUUUAGUACAAGGCCGCUAUGUAUUUACACUGACGGUGAGCGACGACCAGGGUUUGACCAGUUCAGAUACUGUCAGCGUGAAUGUCCGUCGAGACCCCAAGCUGUUGAACCUGGUUCAAAUGACCCUGCCCAUGGGCAUCUCUGUGCUCGCACAAUCCGAACUGGAUUCGGUGGUGCAAAAGCUGCAGUUGUUGCUGGGAGAUGAGAAUAAGAUACAGGUCAGGGAGCUAAAAUACGAUUUGCAUACGGAUGCAACUGUCCUGGUCUUCUAUGUGAACGAUGGACAGGGAAAGGCAUUGGAUGGUUUGCAAGUGGAGCGGCAGUUGAGAACCCAACUUCAGAAGGAUGCAUCUAUACUGGGCCCAUUUGCCGUGGAUAUUCGAACCUCCGUUUGCCAAAAUGAUUGCUCCGGUCAUGGCUCCUGUAAUCCUAUCACCAGAGCUUGCAUAUGCGAGGCGUUCUGGAUGCCAUCGGCUGGCUACUUCUUUAACAACCAGGAGGCCAACUGCGACUGGUCUAUAUUAUAUGUGUUCGUUGGGGUGAUUGUGGGCUGCCUCUUGCUAUCUGGAGUAUUUUGGGGCAUAGCCUGCGCCUGCAGACAAUCGAAAAAGCCGCGUCUUCGUCAGAAAGUGCAAAAAUAUUCAUUGAUUGGUAAUAAGGAUGAAGAAGCAGCCAAUUAUUCUCGAAACACAUCGCUGACCGAAUCAGAGACGGAUUCCGAUGUCCUUUUUGAGACCCGCACCAAGUCCAAUGGCCUGGGCAAACACAAGUCACACAAUUCUCACAGCCAUGGACAUGGAUGUAGUGGAGGCAGCGGCUCUUCUGGCCGGGAUGGCCAUAAGUACGGAACACAAAAGCUGGGCCGCAAGAUCAAGGCAUAAGAAUGUAUGCAUCAGGAUUAGGAGAUCUAUAUGUGUGUGUUAGUCGAUCUACUAUACCGUGUGUGUGUUAUCUAUUUGUAUUUCUAUAAUGUACUCGGAUCUUUUGUACUUUCCGCAAACUCGUCUGAAGUCAAGUUGUCUUUAAGUUCCUUUAUGUGCAAUUAUUUUAAGUUAGGAAUCAUUGUUUAUAUUAUUUUAAGCUGCUGCUGUGCAACAAAUAUUAUUUUUAAUUUGUAUUUCUACUGCGAUACUUUUUAUGUGUGUAUAUAGACAUAGCUGUUCACAAUCAAUGUAACAAAUGACAUGUAACUGCUUAAAAGUGCAUUAUUACCCACAUUAAACGAAACUAAUAGAUGAAA
This is a messenger RNA of Drosophila teissieri, 3704 nucleotides long. Its product is annotated as dyslexia-associated protein KIAA0319-like protein. Gene Ontology annotation, cellular component: cytoplasmic vesicle; plasma membrane. Bases 136 to 3345 code for a protein of 1069 amino acids. NCBI's taxonomy places the organism in Eukaryota, Metazoa, Arthropoda, Insecta, Diptera, Drosophilidae. The record is from RefSeq and is a predicted model, not a curated record. The transcript is spliced from 8 exons.